Molecule: messenger RNA, 800 nt
Organism: Oncorhynchus keta (chum salmon)
Lineage: Eukaryota; Metazoa; Chordata; Actinopteri; Salmoniformes; Salmonidae
Product: calcium/calmodulin-dependent protein kinase type II subunit delta-like
Exons: 10
Biological process (GO): protein phosphorylation
Cellular component (GO): neuron projection; cytoplasm
Molecular function (GO): ATP binding; calmodulin binding; calcium/calmodulin-dependent protein kinase activity
Source: RefSeq, a predicted model, not a curated record
UCUCUCUCUCUCUCUCUCUCUCUCUGUUUGUCAUGUUUCCAGACCACCAGAAGCUUGAGAGAGAGGCCAGGAUUUGCCGUCUGCUGAAACAUCCCAAUAUUGUGAGGCUUCAUGACAGCAUAUCAGAGGAGGGCUUCCACUACCUACUGUUUGAUCUGGUGACUGGAGGAGAGCUGUUUGAGGACAUCGUAGCCAGGGAGUACUCAUCCGUCAGUCAUUGCAUACAGCAGAUUGUAGAGAGUGUUCAUCAUUGCCAUGUCAAUGGUAUCGUUCACAGGGACCUGAAGCCUGAGAACCUCCUAUUGGCCAGUAAGCUGAAGGGGGCGGCGGUUAAGCUAGCUGACUUUGGGCUCGCCAUCGAGGUGCAGGGCGACCAACAGGCAUGGUUUGGUUUUGCUGGUACACCAGGCUACCUGUCUCCAGAGGUUCUGAGAAAAGACCCAUAUGGGAAGCCUGUGGACAUGUGGGCCUGUGGGGUGAUCCUGUACAUCCUAUUGGUCGGUUAUCCUCCCUUCUGGGACGAGGACCAACACAGACUGUACCAGCAGAUCAAGGCUGGGGCCUACGAUUUCCCGUCCCCAGAGUGGGACACAGUGACUCCUGAUGCCAAAGACCUGAUCAAUAAGAUGUUGACCAUCAACCCCGGAAAACGCAUCACCACCGCAGAGGCCCUCAAACACCCCUGGAUCUGUCAACGGUCCACUGUAGCUUCCAUGAUGCACAGACAGGAGACUGUGGAGUGUCUGAAGAAGUUCAACGCCAGGAGAAAACUCAAGGGAGCCAUUUUGACCACUCUGCUG